Molecule: messenger RNA, 4560 nt
Organism: Tachyglossus aculeatus (Australian echidna)
Lineage: Eukaryota; Metazoa; Chordata; Mammalia; Monotremata; Tachyglossidae
Product: TSC22 domain family protein 1-like
Biological process (GO): regulation of transcription by RNA polymerase II
Source: RefSeq, a predicted model, not a curated record
AGGAAGAUGCCCCGGCUCGGCCGUGGCCAGUGAUGGAGCGCUGCCCCCCCACCGGCUGCCCCCGCCGCCCCCGGGCCGUGCCACCUCUAGGGGAGCCGGUGCCGUCUCCGGAGGAGGAAGAGGAGGAAGGAGAAGGAGAAGAAGGAGAAGAAGAGGAGCAGCAGCAGCAGCAGCAGCAGCAGGAGCGGCGUGGGCAGGAGGAAGGGCAGGGGGUUGUGGCCGGCCGGGCGGGGGGCCCCGCUGGCCCCUGCGGCCUUGUGAAGCCCAGGAUCGCGUGGGAGGAGGACGAGGAAGGGCCGCUCGCCGGAGCCGCCGAGGAACCCAGGAGCUCCGGAGCCCGGACACAAUGCACCAGCCGCCCGAGGCCGCCGCCGCCACCGCAGACAUGAGCACUAGGAAGAUGGCGCACCCGGCUCUCUAUCCUAGAAGGGGCAGCGCUGCCUCCGCCUCCGCCUCCUCCUCCUCCUCCUCCUCCUCCUCCUCCUCCUCCUCCUCUUCUGCUCUAGCCGCCGCUGCGACGGCCGCAGCGGCUGCAGCGGGGCCCGGCGGCUGCGGCCCUCCGUCCGAGGACCACCCGGCCGCCGCCCCGGGACCCCCGCACCUCCUCAGCCUGCUCCCCCAGGCUCAGCAGCAGCAGCAGCAGUUGCAGCCGCCGCAGCAGCCGCCGCCUCCGCCGCAGCAGCCGGCCCCGGCCGGCGCGCAGAUGAAGAAGAAGAGCGGCUUCCAGAUCACCAGCGUGACCCCGGCCCAGAUCUCGGCCAGCGUCAGCUCCAACAACAGCAUCGCCGAGGACACGGAGAGCUACGACGACCUGGACGAGUCCCACACGGAGGACCUGUCCUCCUCCGAGAUCCUGGACGCCUCGCUGUCCCGGGCCACGGACCUGGGGGAGCCGGAGCGGAGCUCCUCCGAGGAGACGCUGAAUAACUUCCAGGAGGCCGAGACGCCGGGGGCCGUGUCCCCCAACCAGCCGCCCCUUCCGGCCCGACACCUGCCGCCCCACCCGCAGCCCAACGCGCUCAUCAACGGCGGCGGGCACCCUCACCACCUCCACGCCCUCCACCACGGCCACCCCCUCCACCACGGCCACCCCCUCCACCACGGCCACCACCACGCGGCCCACGCCGGACCGGGCCCGGCGUCCAGGAGGCCGUCCGCGCCCGGGACCGCGGACGCCGGGGCCCCCGCCGGCUCGUCCGCCGGACCCCCGGCCUCGGCGGCGACUAACGCCCGCCCCGCCGGCCCCCCCGGCGGAGUAGGCCUCAAUCCCGUCCCCGGGGCCGGCGCGGCCGACGCCGUCGACGGGGCUGGGAGCGUCCCCGCGGGGCCCGGCGCCCUCCGUGGGAAUUCCGGCGUCGUCCCCGGGGCCGCCGGCACCGGGCCCGGAGGAGGCGGCGGGAACGCCGUCGUCCCCACCGGGGUAGGCAACGGCACCAUCCCGGCCGGCGUCGUGAACAACGUGACUAAUCCGGCCUCGGGCCCGGCCGCGGGAUCCGUCUCAACUCAGCAGCAGCAGCAGCAGCCGCCGGCCGCCGGCACGUCGAGGUUUCGAGUGGUGAAGCUGGAUUCUAGUUUCGAACCGUUCAAAAAGGGGCGGUGGACUUGCACCGAGUUCUACGAGAAAGACAACCCCGCCGCCGCCGCGGCUCCGGAAGGAGGGGCCGUCAACAGAGCGGUGGAGACGCUCAAGCAGAACCCGCCGGACGCGAGCUCGGAGAGGGAGAGCACCAGCGGGGGGUCGGUGAGCAGCGGCGUCAGCACGCUCAGUCACUACACGGAGAGCGUGGGGAGCGGCGAGGUGGGGGCCCCCGCGGGCCCCCCCCCGCAGCAGGCCGACGUGGGGGGCGGCGGGCCUCAGGGCGUACCUCAGCCCGUACCUCAGGGCGUCUCGCAGGCGCCCGUCGCCUCGCUCCAAGAAGCCGGCUGCUACCCUCAGCCCAAGCCGGGCCUCCGGCCGCCCGCCCAGCCCGGGGUCGCCGGGGUCCCCCCGGCCGCUCAGCCGCCGGCCGUCUGCCUGGUAGGGGCGCCUCCGCCCCCCGUGUCCGGCCUGGCCUGCCCGCAGCCGGCCUACCCGCCGGCGGCCCCUCCCGUGCAGGCCGCGCCGGGGGCACCGCAGCAGCAGCCGUUGCCGUACGGACAGCAGCAGCAGCAGCAGCAGCAGCAGCAGCAGCAGCAGCAGCAGCAGCAGCAGGGCGUCCUUUCCCAGGUGGUGCUGGGCCACGUCCAGGCGGGCCCCCAGAACCCCGUCCCGGGGGCCCUGCCGGACUACGUGCAGCAGCAGCAGCAGAUUCUGCAAGCGUCCGUGGCCCCGAUGCCCGUCGCUCCCACCCAGGGUCUUCAGCCAUCCGUCCAGCCCGCGGGAGCGCCACCCCCACCCAUUGGGCACCCUCAGCCGGCGGUGCCCGCCGUAGCCGCCGGUGGUCAGGUGGCGAACGUUGGCGUGGCUGUGCCGCCGACCGGUGCCCAGGGCCCGCCCCCAGGGAUGCAGCCGAGCGGGCCUCCCUCCGCGCCGAUCGUCCCGCCCUCUCAGACCGGCCUUCUCCAACUGGGGGUCCCGACGGGCGCCCCCGGCCUCCCUCCGCAGAUGGUCCUGGGCCCCCAGAGCGCCCUGUUGGCCGUCCAGCCCCAGGCGCACGGUGUCGACUCGCUGGCGCAGGGAGUGACCGGUCAGCAGCUGGGUGCCGUCAGCCCCCUGCCCCCGGCCGCCGGGCUCCCUCCGGCCAGCCAAGUCGGUCCGGGUUUGCCUCCCGCCGGCCCGGGCCCGGGGCCCCCUCCGAACGUAGCGCAGACCCUGGCUCUACCGAACGGGAGUUUGGUUCCGGGGGUCGCCCAGCCUCCCUUGAUAGCAACGACUAUAAACGUGCCGGGGGCGCCCCAGGCCCCGCUCGGUUCGACCCAGUUCUCGGCCCAAGCCUUAACUCAGGCCGUCGGAAGCCAACCGGAGGAGGCCAGGCGGCCCGUGGAACCCGCGCCCGUCGGCUUGCCUCAGACCGCCGGCGGAGACGGCGGCGGAGGGUCAGCGGCCGUCCUGGAUGGGAGCGGCAGCGGCCUGGCGGCCUCCGCCUCCCUCUUCCCGUUGAAGGUCUUGCCGUUGACGACGCCCCUGGUCGACGGCGAGGAUGAGAGCUCCUCCGGUGCGAGCGUGGUAGCUAUUGACAACAAAAUCGAGCAAGCUAUGGAUCUGGUGAAAAGCCAUUUGAUGUACGCAGUUAGAGAGGAAGUGGAAGUCCUCAAAGAGCAGAUUAAAGAACUCAUAGAGAAAAACUCACAGCUGGAGCAGGAGAACAAUCUGCUGAAGACCCUGGCCAGCCCCGAGCAACUCGCCCAGUUCCAGGCCCAGCUGCAGAUGGGCUCCCCGCCCACCUCCGCUCAGCCCCAGGGAACGACGCAGCCCCCGGCCCAGCCGGCGUCACAGGCCUCCGGGCCCUCGGCGUAGCCCACCACCACCCCCCCACCCCCGGCCUGGAGCGCUCCGACCCCGACAGACAGAGGUGGGGGGGCGGGCGGCGAGACCCGCCCGCCCCCCAAGGUCCGUCCGUCCGUCCCCUCGCCCGCACCGCGAGGGGGACCGGGAGGCCGUCUCCACCUUUACCAAAUACGACUCUUCUUUCAGUAUUAAACCCUCGCCCGGUUUGGGCCCGAAGGAGGUCCCUAUAGAUCGGCGACUUAAAGGUCCCAGGAGCGCCCGCCCAGACUGGCACCGGCUGGCACCGGCCCCCAGCCCUGCAGAUGGACCCCCGACGCCCCUGCGGCCACGGAGGCGGCCAGAGACGUGGGGUUAUCGCGGCGGACGUCUCUUCCCCCCACCGAGGACUCGCCUGGGGGCACGCGAAAAGUGAGGACCGACGAACAGCAGCGGCCGCCGGGGACCGGGGUUCCGGAGGGACCGUCGUCCCCGAAACCUCGGGUACCGAGCUAGACUAGCCGCCCCGCUCUGCUCUCCUGACGGCCGGCCGGAGGGCCCACGCUGCUGCCGGAGCCAUCUGCUAGGUGACCAAGUCCAAUGUGAAGGUUAUUGCACCUAAUGUACAUUUGUGUAUGUAGUGUAAGUAUUUUGUAAAAUAGAAAAUUGUAACUACGACUUAGGUUGUACAGAUUGAAAUUUAGUCGUUUCGUUGGCCGAUCUGAUGAGUUUGUUUAGUCCUUUUUUCUUCCUCUUCUCUCUCUUCCCCCCUCCUCUCCCCACCCCCCCCCUUUUUUUAAAAAAAAAAACACACCAAACAACAACAAAAAAAAAACAAAGCUACAUGAAGAAUGCACCUAAGCAACUGUUCAGAAUCUGGCAGAUUGAGGCUCUCUGUGUAAUUUCUGAAAUUUCCUGGCUGCUGAAUAUCUUGAAGUAAAUCCCCCUGUUGACUGAAGUUCUUUGGUUAAAGACCCUUUUAACCAAGUCUAGCAAAUGACAAGAAUUUCCCAGUAUGAACUUUUGCCUAUUAUCUGUAUAGUAGUUAUAUGCAUACGUUUUUGUGCAUGUUCUCUAAACAGUUGUAACACGUCACUGUAUUUAACUGUUGCACUUGUCAACUUUCAAUAAAGCAUACACAAUGUUGAUAAACAACC